AACCUCACAGCUACACACACACUCGCAACUUUAGACAAUCCAAGACCCUUUCCCUUGCAAAAAAAAAAAACAGCCUUCAACCCUCUUCCACCACACUACACAUCAUGUCUGCCUCCCAGAGCGAAGCUUUCAAGCAGGCUGUCAUCGACAGCAAGAAGCUUACUGCCAAGCCCACCAACGAGGAGCUCCUUGAGCUUUACGGCCUCUACAAGGUCGGUACCGGCGAAGAGAUCUCCACUGCCGCCAAGCCUGGCAUGUUUGACCUCAAGGGCAAGGCAAAGCAGAACGCGUGGCAGAAGGUUGUCGACGACGGCACUACCCCUGAGCAGGCCCAGGAGAAGUACGUCGCUCUUGUCAACAGCCUCAAGGAGAAGUACGGCUACGACGCCAACAAGGAGCCCGAGGCCGUUGGCGCCUAACUCACUAUACCCGCCUACAACGCCCACGAGAAAUGACACGGUUGAUACGGAUUAGCAAUGGUUAAGGCUAGGAUGUUUACCGAGAAAGAAUCCAGGUUCAAUAUAAUGAUACUAGACUCGCUCCAGCCAACUCGCUCCGUGCCGUGUCUGUAACAAUUGCUGGCAAUCUAGCCUAUUCGACGCCCCAAAAUCUUCCCAUACUGUCUGGCUCCGUAUGAGCCAUGCUCGCCACCCACGGUAUCUCGUCUUUACCGUAUGACUGAAGCGGAAUACUGUAGGGGAUUCUCAUUCCG
This is a messenger RNA of Colletotrichum navitas, 712 nucleotides long. RefSeq names its product acyl CoA binding protein. Gene Ontology annotation, biological process: fatty acid metabolic process. The transcript is spliced from 3 exons. The record is from RefSeq and is a predicted model, not a curated record. NCBI's taxonomy places the organism in Eukaryota, Fungi, Ascomycota, Sordariomycetes, Glomerellales, Glomerellaceae. The coding region runs from base 105 to 419 and encodes 104 amino acids. Gene Ontology annotation, molecular function: fatty-acyl-CoA binding.